Messenger RNA from Octopus bimaculoides (California two-spot octopus), 1769 nucleotides. RefSeq lists its product as uncharacterized. The record is from RefSeq and is a predicted model, not a curated record. Gene Ontology annotation, molecular function: protein binding. NCBI's taxonomy places the organism in Eukaryota, Metazoa, Mollusca, Cephalopoda, Octopoda, Octopodidae.
UGUUAAUUGUGAAAAAGAGAGAGAGGCGUGAGGAAGAUAAGAGAUAUAAAAUAAAGUGAAGUAUUCAUUUAAUAUCAUUGUGAACUCAAUAAUUUUAAGAUUGUAUUGUGGCUGUUUGUUGAAUAUUUGCGGAAAUGCCCACAAUGGAUAAAAAACCUCUUGACGAAGAGAAAAACUCCUCAGAACCGACGGUACACGACUUUUCGUCACCAGCUCCCCAGUUAGAGGAGAAGAAGAAUCAGGAAAUUGGACAUAAACCUGAGAAAUAUGUGGAAAAUAGAAAAGUAUAUGAAACUGAUGAAGAAGAAGAAGAAGAAGAACAACAACAACAACAACAACAACAACUCCUCCAGCAGCAGCAGCAGCAGCAACAACAACAACAACAACAACAACAAGAUGCGAUAAACGUACCUCGAAAUAGAGACAUAGAACCAUGCACUACACAAUGGUGUAGAAAAUUUAGAUGUGCAACCAUGAGCAUUAUUUUCAUAGUAAUUUCACUUAUUGUUAUUACUUUGAUAAUGACAGUUGCUAAUCAUAUCCAAAUUAAGAAAUCCCAGCAUGUGAAACCACUAUCUCCACACACAGUGGCACCAUCACCUAAACAGCCUAAGACACCACCUCCUUCACAAUUCCACCAUACAUUCUUAUACCUGAAAACAAGUGGAUACCCAGAUCCAGAUGGAAAAACUAACCUAGAGUGGAAGAAAGAUGAGAGUCAGGAUGAAGGCAAUAUUAAACUGCUGAAUGGAACUUACAUUCUUAUACCUCAAAGUGGGAUGUAUGAAAUAAACUUUGUAGUACAAUUGUACAUUCCAAAAGGUACUUCUGAAUCAAUUGUAAGCUUGAUGUUAAAGAGAAAGGAUAACGGGAAAAGUUAUGUGUUCAUGAAGAAAAGUAUAAGUUCCUUAGACAUAAAACAUGAAGUGAUACAGUCAUUAUUUAAAUACAAAUUUAACACUAAUGACACAAUCUUUCUGCAGAUGAACAUGGUAAAACUCAUCAGCCCCAAUAAGCUUUCCAGCUACUUCAUUAUCAGCAACGUACACAUAUAUAAUCAUUAAUAAAAUGUUAGAAUUGUGCUUUUAGAAACAGAUCAACCUCUUUUGAAUUCUUCAUUUCUGUCAUCAAUUUUAAGCAUUGGUCUGUGGUUAUUUCGAAGCACUUCUUUGUGGAGUUUCAUUAACUAAAUCAACUUCUUUAUGCUUUGUCUGGUACUUAUUUAGCUGUUUUCCUCUUUAUAUUUCUAAAAAGCAAACUUGUUUGUACAUUUCCAUAUUCUGAACGCCUUACUUCCCAGGGUAUGGAUACAUUGAAACUCCGACGUCUGGCGGCUGACUUGGCAAACGCCUAUAAAAUUAUUAACCAUUUUACUAACAAUAACUCUGAGCACCUUUUCAAACUCCACCUGUCUAACACCUGUGGACAUGUUUACAAAGUCAGAAAACUGCACAGCUCCCAUGACUUUCGGAAACACUUUUUCACGCUAAGAGUUGCUGAAGUAUGGAACAAACUGCCGGCAUCAGUUGUCAGAGCACUGCAUCCUUCAAAACUUCCAUACUUCCUGAGAUUCGCCAACACUACACUUGAUUUUUCUCCCCUCCAUACACACGCAAGCAUACACUGUUCACUUUCCAGACAUUUGUACAUUACUGCAUACGCUUUAUAUGCACUUUUGACAAGUUGUAAUGCACCUGAGCACUGUAUACAAUAAUUUCAUUAUUAUAUUUUGACCACUAAUUUGACAAAAUAAAUUUGGUGAUAAGUUA